Pieris napi is the source of this 2976-nucleotide messenger RNA. RefSeq lists its product as uncharacterized. The coding region runs from base 452 to 2479 and encodes 675 amino acids. The record is from RefSeq and is a predicted model, not a curated record. Gene Ontology annotation, molecular function: zinc ion binding. Lineage: Eukaryota; Metazoa; Arthropoda; Insecta; Lepidoptera; Pieridae. The transcript has 17 exons.
GUUUUAUGAAUUACCAUUUUUAUGCAAGUAAAUGUUUUGCUCUUAUUAUUAUAUCUUAUUUAAGUUUAUAAACUGUAUGGGUAAAAUGUUAAUAUUUUAAUCUUUUGUCAACACAAUAUCGCGGCCACCGCAUUCGGGACCCCUUCUCUGCUUUCACGAAGCUAUUCGGCAAAUUACAAAUGGCGUCUUUGUGAGUUGUCCUUUUCGCACAGGAUUUUCUCAUUUUAUCGCUAUCAAAACAAUAAAUAGUAAUUAACGGGCUCAACGAAAUUUUGUGUUUUUUCGUUUUAUCUAUUUAUAUUAUAGUAUUUCAAAAUAAGUUAACUUGCCUUUUUCUCAAGUAAAAUGUACAAUGACGGAAAUAGGGCGAGGCGUAAUCUUUAAUACUUAUUUUACUAGAUAAAAACUUAUAUUAUAGUGUUUGUGUAAGUGGAAUAGUGAACAACUUAAAAUGGACAAGAAAAAUAAGAAAAAAACUGUUAUCAAGAGAAAAAGUGAUGAGCCGGUGGAGGGUGAAAAGAAGAGUAAAGUUUUGGUCAAAGCUGAAGAUGAUAAAAAGGUAGAAGUGGUUAAUCAUGUCGUGGAGGUUCCUGUAGAGCAAGGGCAGCAGAUAGUACAUACUGGGCAGUUAGUAGAAGGCAACUUUGAACAACCAGUCUUCGUCAACAUGAAGGGAGAGCCAGUGCAACUUGGCCCAAAUACAGUGAUACUGUAUGAGCAGAAUGGAAAUCCAUCUAAUUUCUCCUUUGGUGGAAUGUGGACAGUGGAUUCAUCUGGUCGUAUUGUUAUGGCGGAGACCAUUUAUGAUGUAAAGGGUGAGCCAGAAGAGGAAGGGGGUACCUCAUUCGUUCAAAAUGCAGCAGAGGUUAAUAAUACACAUGUGGAAGAAUCAAGCAAUACUUUCCAACAGUUUGAGAUGAAUAGCAAUAACCAAGUCGACAACCAUGAAUAUGAAGUUGCCAUUAUUGAAAAUCCAGAAGUGGCUGAAAGGUCAGACUCACAAGUGAUAACAACCGAGUCUCAAUUAAUAGCAACGGGUAGUGGUGCAGUGCGUUGGUUGAAUCAGAAAUAUGACUUUGUUGUUCGGAAACUUCAACUAAAUUAUGAUGCGGGUGUGAAACUCCUCCAUUCGCAGUCGGGUUGCAUUCAAUGUGUGUACUUCACGACGCCGAAUAUGCAAUUGGCAUUCAAUGCGGUGCCGCAAUUCUUAUGCAUCGAGACAGGAAUCGAAUUCAACACGGCAAUACCAAUGGUCGGUGGGACGGGGAAUCCCAGCAUUCGGCAUAAUGUGACAUUGUUUUUGGCUGAAGAUGGAAAUGGCAAAUCCGUUAUUGUCAGUGGUGGUAUAUCAACAUUAAUCGGUGAAGACCUAACCUGGUUGUUGGAAACGUUCAAAUCCUGUAAUCCCGCCUGGAGACAAGUGAGGUGUGUCGUAUGUGAUCCUACGAAGAAUCAACAGUCGGUCCGUGCUGCCUUUCCAUCAUCCCAUGUGUCGUGUUCCGUAUGGCAAGCGUCCAGAGCUCUUGGGAAGCUGGUCUCAGCUUCGGAUGAGAUUCAGCUGUCAGCUGAGGAUGUGGCAGCUAGGUGUAAGAUAUAUGCGCUGGCUUUGCUGCGAGGGGAACACACUCCGGCGCAGCUUCAGGUCCUAAAGCGAGGAAUAAUUGGCACCAACGCUGGUGAGCUCUUCAACCGACCCGGUGAACCCAUCACCAAAUUGGACGCUUGGCUCGAACAGGAUAACUACACUAAUAUAUUGCAUAAGGGCUUAGAGCGUCUCGUUAGUAAAUUUAGCAGCCUCAUACGAAGCUUCAUGCAGCCAGAUGACUUUGUAUCUCUCUUCUUUAAUGUAGCUAAUCAACUGGAAGAAGAGAGGAGGACGUUCGCGCUUAAUAAGUUGCGGGAUACAGAAACAUUGAAGCAAUCGCCGACGGACACGAUAACUCAGUACGCGUACAAUUUGAUGAGCCAUCAGACGAAGUUAGCACAAAAGUGUCUGGAUGAGAGGGGUGGCAGACGCCACAGUAACGCAGCCAUUUGCAAGUACGGGACCUCGACCCAGGAGUGUUCCUGUCUCUUCAGCAAGGUCUUCCGGCUGCCGUGCAGACAUAUUCUCAUGCUCACGACUGAACUCAAGGUGAAAACCCAUAUACCGUUCGAACCGCGUUGGACGGUUCAACAUUGUCUGUUCGGAUGCGAUAGUGCCAACAACACACCAACUACCACGGCGAGUGGGACAUAUAUGGAACAAGUGGUUGUUGAGAGUGAUUCAACGCGGACGACUCAGCAUCAACAAAUACAUCCCGUCAGACAACAACAAUAUGUGCUAGCCACGCCCGGGCAAGCUGCCACGCCAGUCUCACAGGUGAUAUUCUGCGGUAGUGGGGUGAACAACGUGGGUGGAGGAUCAGCUCCGGUGAUCACGACUGUCCUCCCGGCAGGGGGCGCUGUACUCACGCCGCACCACGCUAUACACCAAUGAUGACGUCACUAAAUUACGUCGGAUGACUUCAAAAAAGACUUGAUGACGUCACAACGGCAAAGGACCUCAGUGUCGUAUGCCAAGAGCCUUACUCAGUAGUGUGUUACAUUAUUGAGUGACGUCAUUUUGCUAAAUGACGUAAUACGUCAAACAAGUACCCAUAGUUAUGAAUUUAGUUGAUAUUGCGUAUGUUUAAAUGUUGGUUGGACUGUCGAUUACGUCAAACAUUGUAAUUGUACGAAAACGCUAAAGUAACUUUACGUCAUAAAAUUUCUUGACGUACAAGUACGUUGGCGUUUACGUAUACAAACAGGUACGGUGACGUCAUAUUGGGAAUAAUUGUCGUACCCAUUGUAUAUAAAUGUUUAUCUACUUAGAUCUGUAAUAAUUUUUAAAUGUAUAAUAUCGUUUUAGUUCAAUUGUGUUCUUGAUAAAUAUUUUAAUCAGGCUAUAGGGUGUAAAUAUUAACUAGAUUAUUAUUUAUAUUAUGUAUUAGU